Molecule: messenger RNA, 528 nt
Organism: Poeciliopsis prolifica (blackstripe livebearer)
Lineage: Eukaryota; Metazoa; Chordata; Actinopteri; Cyprinodontiformes; Poeciliidae
Product: fibrinogen alpha chain-like
Exons: 3
Coding region: 195-497 (100 amino acids)
Biological process (GO): blood coagulation; protein polymerization; platelet activation
Cellular component (GO): fibrinogen complex
Molecular function (GO): signaling receptor binding
Source: RefSeq, a predicted model, not a curated record
UCAAACAGCAGAAACAAGAUGGCCGCCACUCUGCAAGUGGCACCAGCAUGUACAGGAUGCAACAGUGCUCAACUGGAUCGCAUCUCUCUCUGUGUUCAGAUGAUGAUUGGGUGAGAAGUCUGAGUCUGAGGAAGUGCUCCUUUAAGCAGUUAUUGAUCAGUUUUAAACAGAUCAAUAACUGUGAAAUGAAAUAGAUGUGUAGUUACUGGCAACUGAAAGUGGUCUCCAAAUGCCCGUCUGGCUGCAGGCUGCAGGGUUUGAUGUCACAAAUGGAAAGUGAUGUGGAGAAAAAGCUGCACAUGUUCUGUCAAAAGUCGAGUCUUUAUGAAAUCGCACUGGAGAAGUCCAUGACGGAGAUGACGCACAUCUACAACUCCAACCGCAGAGUCAUGGUCAACAGAUACAUUUCAGAACUGAAGUUUGUGGAAAGUGCCGACAAACUGGCCAAGAACCUCGGAGAGCUACGACAGCGAUCUCGAUUUCUGGCACAGAAGUGAAGGAGUUGAGGAGCCAUGUGAGGAAACAGGU